UUUUUGGUGAGAAAUGUUUAUGAUGUAUUAAUUCGUAAAAAUAAUAGAACGAAAGAUGUUCUUCUCUGGUAACACGGGAGAAGGACAUUGUUGCAAGGGAACCAUAAGAAACAAAACAUUUCUAGGUCACGUUGCAUGAUGCAUGUCGAGGAUUAAACCUAUAGUUUUUUUCUUAUUAGGUUUUCUAAAGGAACUUUGGUUCCUUUGAUGGGAAAUUGCUUUGGAAGUCGUUACAAGGUUCAUGAACCUUUCUCCCAAUCCAAUUCUGAGGUUACAAAAGUUCCUUUUAGAAGCACUCAAUUGUUGGUACACUCAAGUGCAAUAGUACAUGGACACAAUGAUGGAGGUAAACCUGAGAUUCUUCCAACUCCAAGAUCUGAAGGGGAUAUACUUUCUUCUCCACAUUUAAAAGCCUUCACAUUUAAGGAUCUUAGGAAUGCCACUAAAAAUUUCAGUAAUGAUAGUUUAAUUGGACAAGGAGGGUUUGGUUAUGUUUAUAAAGGGUGGAUUGAUGCUCAAUCACUUAAGGCUGCAAGGCCUGGAUGUGGAACUGUUAUAGCUGUCAAGAAGCUCAAGCCUGAAGGUUUUCAAGGCCAUAAGGAGUGGCUGUCUGAACUCAAUUAUCUUGGCCAACUUCAUCAUCCAAAUCUUGUCAAACUUACUGGAUACUGCUUGGAUGGGGAUAACAGGCUUCUAGUCUACGAGUACUUGCCGAAUGGAAGCUUGGAAAAACAUCUAUUUAGUAGAAAGGGCACACAACUACUUCCUUGGGCAACAAGAAUCAAAGUUGCUAUUGGGGCUGCUCGAGGUCUCACCUUCCUUCAUGACUCUAAUCAACAAAUUAUCUACCGUGAUUUCAAGGCGUCUAAUAUUUUAUUAGACUCGGAAUUUAACGCAAAACUGUCAGACUUUGGAUUGGCCAAAGCAGGGCCCACUGGCGAUCGCUCUCAUGUUUCUACUCAAGUCCUAGGCACUCAAGGCUAUGCUGCUCCUGAAUAUAUUGCCACUGGUCGGUUGACAACAAGGUGCGAUGUCUAUAGCUUCGGAGUUGUGCUAUUGGAACUACUAUCAGGGCGCAAUGCUGUUGAUAAAACAAAAUCAGGAGCGGAACAUAAUCUGGUAGAUUGGGCAAGACCAUACUUGGGUGAUAGAAGAAAGUUGUUUCGGAUUAUGGACACAAGAUUACAAGGGCAGUAUCCACAAAGGGCGGCUUAUACAGCUGCAAUUCUUGCGUUACAAUGUAUUAGUGAGGCCAAAUUUAGACCACAAAUGUCUGAGGUUUUGACGACUUUGGAAAACUUGCCAGUCAUCAGACAUUCAGCUAGUCCUUCUAGAUUCGAGGAGAAACCGUUCCCAGGUCCAAUAAGAGAAAGAAUCUGAAGCCUAAUUCUGAGAAAAACUAGCAAAAUAUCCGUACAUAUUGCAUAGGUGUAAAAGAGGAUAAUGUAAUACAGGUUUAUUUUCUCUUUAUGUAGACCUCUGUGGACCCCCCUUCCCUUUUCUGGUCUUGUUAGGUGAUAGUAUUAGCCCUCAUGACAGAGUUUUGUGAAUUCUUGAUUUUCCUAUAUACAUACAGAACAUUGGUCAUCAAAAGUUAUUGGCAAGCAUUAAAAUGCAUUAUCUUAGACAUUCUCAUUCAGAGGGAAUUGUUUAGAUUCUGCCAUAAUAACGUUUUUUUUUUAAAAAAAAAA
Messenger RNA from Medicago truncatula (barrel medic), 1691 nucleotides. RefSeq names its product probable serine/threonine-protein kinase PBL3. The record is from RefSeq and is a predicted model, not a curated record. NCBI's taxonomy places the organism in Eukaryota, Viridiplantae, Streptophyta, Magnoliopsida, Fabales, Fabaceae. Gene Ontology annotation, biological process: protein phosphorylation. Gene Ontology annotation, molecular function: protein kinase activity; ATP binding. Bases 208 to 1380 code for a protein of 390 amino acids. The transcript is spliced from 6 exons.